Molecule: messenger RNA, 2238 nt
Organism: Ipomoea triloba (trilobed morning glory)
Lineage: Eukaryota; Viridiplantae; Streptophyta; Magnoliopsida; Solanales; Convolvulaceae
Product: protein NUCLEAR FUSION DEFECTIVE 4-like
Exons: 1
Coding region: 243-1985 (580 amino acids)
Biological process (GO): transmembrane transport
Cellular component (GO): membrane
Molecular function (GO): transmembrane transporter activity
Source: RefSeq, a predicted model, not a curated record
AAGUACGUCCACCCUCCACUUCCAACGUAAACGGCUAAAAAGUAAGGUCAAUAUAAUCACUCAAUUGUCAAGUCCACUCCGUCCUGCAAAAAUAAACCCCACAGUCCUAUAUAUACAUAACACUUGUACAAUAUUCAUCCAUACAUACAAACACACACUUCCCAGUGGUCUCAGAAGUUAUCCAACUUCAAUUCAAACCCCAAAAUUAAAAGUUUCUUGAAUUGAAGAAAGAAAUUAAAAUCAUGGUGAAUGGUUGGAGAGGCAUGGGGAGCUUCGGCCUUCAUGUCAUCACGGGCCGAUGGUUCAUGGUUUUCGCGUCUCUUCUUAUUAUGGCCAUGGCCGGAUCGACCUACAUAUUCGGGCUCUACUCGGGAGAGGUCAAAAAGUCUCUGGGGUAUGACCAGACAACCUUAAACUUGCUCAGCUUCUUUAAGGAUCUGGGGGCUAACGUCGGGAUUGUGUCUGGUCUGAUUAACGAGGUUACCCCGCCUUGGGUGGUUCUGUUCAUGGGAGCCAUCAUGAACUUUUUCGGCUACUUCAUGAUAUGGCUGGCCGUGACAGGGCACAUAGCCAAGCCUAAGCUAUGGCAGAUGUGUUUGUACAUAUGUAUUGGAGCAAAUUCCCAGACAUUUGCAAACACCGGAGCUUUGGUUACUUGUGUGAAGAAUUUCCCAGAAAGCAGGGGGAUUGUUCUGGGGCUUUUGAAGGGAUUUGUGGGUCUAAGCGGCGCAAUUGUCACGCAACUAUUCCAUGCUUUCUAUGGUAAAGAUGGGAAAUCUCUCAUCUUGCUCAUCGGAUGGUUACCCGCCGUGGUUUCCUGCGUUUUUCUAAGAACCGUCCGGGUCAUGAAGGUGACCCGCCAAACAAACGAGGUCAAGAUCUUCUACAAGCUCCUCUUCAUAUCCUUAGGCUUAGCAGGGUUUUUAAUGAUCAUAAUCAUCGUACAAAAUCGAAUCACCUUCACUCGGCCGUUAUACGCCGGAAGCGCGACGGUUGUGGUGGUUUUACUCUUCGCGCCACUCUUCGUUGUCUUCAAAGAAGAGUGGACAGUCUGGGGAGCCAAACAAAGAGAGGUGAACGAGAACGAGCCACCUCAAGUCAAAGUUGAGAGUUUAGAAUUAGCUUCGAAUUUAGAGGCGGUCCAUCCUGCUAAGCUCAGCGAUGUGGGAACUUCGUGUUUUAGCAAUGUGUUCAACCCGCCGCCGAGAGGGGAGGACUACACGAUACUGCAGGCGCUAUUCAGCAUCGACAUGAUAGCUCUGUUCACCGCCACGACGUUCGGGGUCGGCGGGACGCUGACGGCGAUCGACAACUUGGGCCAGAUCGGCCGCGCGUUGGGGUACCCAGCGGAGAGCAUCACAACAUUCGUGUCCCUCGUAAGCAUAUGGAACUACCUAGGCCGGGUCGCCUCGGGGUUCUUCUCGGAGAUCUUCUUAGCCAAGUACAAAUUCCCGCGCCCCCUCAUGCUCACGAUGGUCCUCCUCCUCUCCUGCGUCGGCCACCUCCUCAUCGCCUUCGGAGUCCCCAACUCGCUCUACGUCGCCUCCGUGCUAAUGGGGUUCUGCUUCGGGGCCCAAUGGCCGCUAAUCUUCGCCAUCAUCUCCGAAAUCUUCGGCCUCAAGUACUACUCGACGCUCUACAAUUUUGGGGGCGGGGCUAGCCCCGUGGGCGCGUACUUGCUUAACGUGAGAGUGGCCGGGCAUUUGUACGACAAAGAGGCGACGAGGCAGCUUAUAACCAAGGGUCUGAAGAGGAGCGACGGGGAAGAUCUGACGUGUAUAGGCGUGGAGUGUUAUAAACUGGCGUUUCUGAUCAUCACCGGGGCUACAUUUGUUAGUGUUAUUGUUUCUGCCAUUUUGGUGAUUAGAACGAGAACGUUCUACAAAGGGGACAUAUAUAAGAAGUUCAGAGAGCAAGGCGGUGGUGCGGUGGAGACUGCGGCUGCAAAUCGGCCGACGGAGCCACCGGCGCGUGCUGACCAGUAAUAUAGGUGUCGGAAAAGAUGUUAUUGUUUAAUUUCCGGGUAUAUUAAUUAAGAUUAUAGGUAGUAAAUCCCAAUUACAUUAUGAUUAACACGUCAAUUAGUUGGGUUCUAGCUAUUAACCAGUUUAGUUUACUAGUGACAAAGAAAACUAUAGUUACUAUUUGAAGGCAUGUGAACCUCAUUGCUUAUGAUAAAGAAUUAUUUAUAACUGACAGCUCAAACUAUUAAGGCUAAUAAGAGAUAGAUUCCUAAAA